Molecule: messenger RNA, 1257 nt
Organism: Girardinichthys multiradiatus
Lineage: Eukaryota; Metazoa; Chordata; Actinopteri; Cyprinodontiformes; Goodeidae
Gene: sumf2
Product: sulfatase modifying factor 2
Exons: 9
Coding region: 75-974 (299 amino acids)
Cellular component (GO): endoplasmic reticulum
Source: RefSeq, a predicted model, not a curated record
CGGAACUUUUCCCACGUCGCACAGAAAUAGAAACAAUGCAACACAAAAACAUGAAAGUUCAGAACCUGUGAAGAAUGGACGUUAGAAUCGUUUUCUGGAUUUUUGUUGCGGUUUUACUGCCAGAGAUGGCCGCUGGGGAGAUGGUGAACAUCCCCGGAGGAAAGCUGGUGAUGGGAACCAUAGCGGCGGACGGCAGAGACGGAGAGUCCCCCGUCAGGGAGGUCGAGGUGCAGUCUUUCAGAAUAGACAAAUAUCCGGUCACAAAUUCACUUUUCAGAGACUUCGUGCGAGAAGAGAAGUAUAAAACUGAAGCUGAAACAUUUGGAUGGAGUUUUGUGUUUCAAGACUUUGUUUCAGGUGAACUGAAGAGCAAAGUUACUCAGAGAAUUGAGUCUGCCCCCUGGUGGUUACCCAUAGAACGAGCAUUUUGGAGACAACCUGCAGGGCCGGGUUCAGGCAUUCGGGAGCGUCUGGACUUCCCGGUGGUUCAGGUGAGCUUGAAUGAUGCGCUGGAGUUCUGCAGGUGGAAAGGCAACAGACUGCCCACAGAGGAGGAGUGGGAGUGGGCUGCUCGUGGAGGGCUGCAGGGUCGAACGUAUCCGUGGGGGAACAAGUUCCAGCCUAACAGGACCAACCUGUGGCAGGGACAGUUUCCAGAUGGGGACACUGCAGAGGACGGAUAUCAUGGCACCUCGCCUGUCACUGCAUUUCCCCCUCAGAACAGUUACGGACUGUACGAUAUGAUGGGAAACACGUGGGAGUGGACGUCCUCACCAUUCCCGGCAGCUCGGCCGACGUACGUUUUACGCGGCGCCUCUUGGAUCGACACGAUAGACGGUUCAGCCAAUCACAAGGCUCGGAUCACAACCAGGAUGGGUAACACUCCGGAUUCUGCCUCUGAUAACCUGAGCUUCCGGUGUGCUGCCAGUCUGGGACAAAAACAAGCCAAGAGGCACGACAAAGCUGAACUAUAGCAACAAAGUGUUCUUUUUUAAUUAAUAUGAUUAAAAGUAAAUGAAAAGAAAUCAUUUAAAUGAGUGACAGAUUCAGUACAAAUAAAAGGACUCCAAUAGAAUGGAACUGGGCUUCUUUUACUGGUUCUUGGAAAAAGUCCAGUUGUUUUGUGUUGAAGCACCAAGGACCACCAUGAGAGGGACCACAGGGAGUCUAAACACUUGUGAAGAAGCAACUAUAUCUCUCCUGUGGAGAAAUUUAUUUUUACACUGAAAUUCAACAAAUAAACACAUUUAAAAAAGG